AUGCAGAGCACGCCAUUGACGCCCACUACGCCAAGGCUUUGGGGUGUGGCGGCUCUGGUACCACGUGCGGAGCUUGAGGGCGAAAUGGGAGACCAGCAGAUUGCUCUCCAGGCGCGGCUUAUGAGCCAGGCGCUGCAUUCGUCAAAAGUGGGCAUCAUCUUUGGAUCACCCGAGGUGACGUCGGGUGGCACGGCGCUGCGCUACUACGCGUCAGUGCGGCUGGAUAUCCGUCGAAAGACUGCGAUCAAGGAAGGUGACCAGGUUGUUGGCAACGAGACUGCGGUGAAAGUAGCCAAGAACAAGCUGGCUUCUCCCUUCAAGGUGGCGACUUUCGACAUGAUGUUCGGUCGUGGUAUUGAUCGACACUUGACUUGGGUGUGCAGCACGGUCUGCUGA
Messenger RNA from Phytophthora infestans T30-4, 396 nucleotides. Its product is annotated as protein recA. Lineage: Eukaryota; Oomycota; Peronosporomycetes; Peronosporales; Peronosporaceae. Bases 1 to 396 code for a protein of 131 amino acids. Gene Ontology annotation, biological process: DNA repair. The record is from RefSeq and is a predicted model, not a curated record. Gene Ontology annotation, molecular function: single-stranded DNA binding; ATP binding; ATP-dependent activity, acting on DNA. The transcript has 4 exons.